UUAACUGCGUCUUUUUAAUGGAACUUAAUAUAACGCAAAACCGCAUUCCUGAUUGCGACAAAUUUCCUAAAUACAUCACCUUGGCCUCAGUUAGCUAUUUGCGCAGUUUUUUUGGAAGAUAACCAGACAACAACAGACUCUAGCAAACUGUCGCUGUGCAUUCUGGGACUUACUGUUUGUGCCACAUGAACGUUUAGAACGACAACUUUGUACAGUCAAACCGUCAGACUGAGCCGCAAAGCAAGUCAAGUAGCCGCAAGAACUGCACUCUCUUCGCUUUCAGGAUGUUUUCCCGGGUCUCUUAUUCAAUAUCUGGAUACCGUCCGGUGGACCUUAACCGCAGACUUUGGAAAUAAUUCCUAUUUGGGAAACUUCGGCGGCUCCAAAGCUAAUAAAGAAUAGUUAGUUAAGCGAACCGUGGCGAAGAUUAGCUAACUAAGCUAACAACCAUAUUCAGUGACAGGAAGAGAGUGCGCUUUUCUGCAGGUUUAUUUGAACCCAGAGACUACUUUCAGCUCUUUAACAAUGCUCUAGGUCUCUAUAACCAGCUUGCGUAGUUUGGGACAUCUAUAUGGCUUUAAAAAGCUACUAUGGAGUACUGCAACGCGGAUCACAAUAAGUAUAAUUUGUUUUGGGGGUUGAGAUCAGUGCUGUUAUCAGUUGUGGGAGAUUGCUUUCGCCGUUCCCUGACUAAACGCAUACUAUGAGGUUGCCAGGGUAUUUCUCAGAGGAGGUGUGUUAAGCUGUGAUCGUCGUUUUCAUUUGCAAAGGAUGUCCGACUUUGAGAGUUCCAGUUCAUAUUUUGGUCUGGAGGAUCCGCAGUGGCUAUGCAUGGUCACACUUUUCUUCGCAUCCCUGGUUACUCUAAUACUGUAUUUCGUACAGUAUUUCCAAAAGGGGCGUGUAUUAAGUAGGCAGACAGCAGCAGAGGACAAUGCGGCGAAGGAGGAAGCCGCGGCUCUGCUGGGAUGGGCGCUGUCACUAAAAAGCUGGAAAAGCCAGUGGAGAGGAGCUUGGUGCAGGGCUUUGAAUGACCAAUCAAGGAAGCGUGGGAGUCCUGUUCUGUUGACAUUUGAAGAGGACGAUCUUGAGACAUCUGAGCUCAUGGUCAGCCAAGUGUCCAGCUUUCAGAAGUCUGCCAGAAACAAGGCCGCUUGCUGCAGUGUUGUUGGGGAGAAGCUUCAGUUCUCUCUCAGUGCAUCAUCGGCAGCCAUGGCUACAGCGGAUCCUUGUAAAUACACAGUCUGUAUAGCUCCACUGGAGCUGCAGCUCAACCUACAGAUGCAGGAAGCUGAAGAUGAGGUCAAGGUGAGCUGGGGAGUGUCUCACCUGGACACGGGGGAGCUGCAGGUGACGCCAACCUUCACCCAGGACAAUGCCAACACUUCCAGUGUAGCAGCCAUAAAGGAGCAGUUGAGGCGGCUGUUGUGCGCGACGCGUCCCUCUGUGUUGCUGAGCUGCAGGCCCGCUCAGGCCUCAGAGGUCAAGGAAGCACGGAACAACAUGGCUUCACCCCCGAAACCCCCCCGCGCCCACGACUGGAAGCUGCUGGUGAAGAACAUCCGGGUGACACUGAAUCAGGAGGAGGAUGCUGCAGGCAGCAUGAAUCCUAUGUGUGCAAUGCAGUUGGACGAUCCUCCACAGAAGUUUAACACCUCGGUUUUAAAGAACACAACCAAUCCUGGUUGGGACCAGCCGUUUAUCUUUGAGUUGAAUGGACGAUCAAAAGAGCUCAAUAUUCAGUUAAUGAAUGACGGCCAACCUCAAGAGAGUUCAUUACUUGGUCGGGUGUCAGUUCCUUUUGAUCUUGUAAAGAAGCAGCCCAAAGGACAGCAAACAUUUGCACUCAUGACCAAAGACGUAGUGACUGGAUCACUUACUACUGAUUUUACCUACCUGGAGCCCAGUGAGGUGAGGUCCUGGCACCCCCCGACACCAGCCUCCAAUAAGAGGGUGGAGAUGGACCGUACAGUCAUGCCCUGUGGCACGGUGGUCACCACCAUCACCGCAGUGAAGAGCAAGCCGGGUCGACCACCCUCUCUUGGACUCAACAUAGAUCCUGCCCAGAAAGCGGUGGCCAACAAGCCCAAGCUGUCAGAGCGCCGUGUGUCAGAGCAGGCGUCUAUGCUGGGGGCCACAGUCAGCAAGGCCUUGUCCUCUUCUGAUACUGAGCUGCUGAUGCUCAAUGGCACGGACCCUGUGGCCGAGGCCGCCAUCAGACAACUCCACCAGUCUGCCAAGCAGAAGCUCAAGUCCCCAGUGAAGAAGAGUACCAUCAUCAUCUCCGGCAUUGCCAAAACGCCGUUGUCUCAGGAUGACGAGCUAGCUCUGAUGGCGGGCUACGCUGCAGCGAUGGACGCCUCGAUGUCUGAGGGCAGCUCCACUCAGGAUGUGACCGGGGCACUUGCAACAGGGACCAGUAGUCCUCCAGACAUGUCCGAGCCCCAGGAAGGCCCCAGUGGAAUGGGCCGGCCUCCAGAGGACUGGGAGAGCCAAACCGGAGAGGAACUAGACCAUUCCUCGCUAUCCAUGUGUGUGUCUGAGGCAAGCUGCAAGAAGAGAAGAGGCAGCUUCCUCCAGAAGGGUGCCAAGCUCUUCUUCCGGCGGCGGCACCAGCGCAAGGACCCGGGGAUGAGCCAGUCGCACAAUGACCUGGUUUACCUGGAGUCUCCGGCCGCCGUGGAGCGGGCCAGUCGAACGGCCACGCUUAGCCGCAUGCUCACCCGCAAGAGUAAGAAUAAGAGCAAAGCUAACGGCUCUACCUCCAUGGGGGAGCCACAUGCGUGACCCCCCCCCCCCCCCCUCUCCCUUCUCACCUUAGUCCCUCCUACAACAACUACCAUCACCACCACAAAACUUACACUGGCAAACUUCCUGGCUAACUUCCUCCCCUGAAUGUCCGACCUGCGUCUUUAGGGAGUCCUGCAUUGUAGAUGGGGAAUCAUCUUUUACUGCCGUUUCCUGCUUCCUAUAAGAAGCAGAUAUUCCACCAACAGCAAGUUGCCCAGUGUGUGCAUGUGUGAAUGAAAGUCUAUUGACACUUCCAAGAAUAUUAUUUUGCAUGUACCUUUUUUAUCUAAUUUUAUGCAACAUUUUAAAAUAUUUAAGUGCUUUUGUGGCCUUGUUACAGACCGAAGGGACUGGCGUGCCUCACUGACUCUGAUACCUCUUUCACACCAAUGACCCCCGGGGCGGACCAGGGUUUUCUGACCCAUGUUCAGCCCUUCUUUUGUCAAUUCAAACCAAGCCAGUCAACAGGGGUUGGUCCUUGUUCAUGAUAUUUCAGAUACGACCCAGACGAUGCACACCAAAUAGUCCAGGUGCUGGAAAUGGGCGGGGCGGUUUACACUCGAAUAGUGCGUUCCAUUUGUACUCGGAAGUCGGAUUUUCUGAGGUCAAAGUCAGAAAUCCCCUGACCUCGGUUUUCCGAGCUUGGAACUCGGACAACCACAGAGUACCCCGAGCAAAAAAUCCAACGAGGCCGCUCCGUGCAUCAGCAGCAGUGAAAGCUGUAUGAACAUACAGUUAUUAGCACAUCUGUCUUAUUUGUGUCUCACUAAAUCGGUCGUACACACACUGUCCUGUCCAUCUGUGGACAUGUUGUUAAGCUGUUUGUAUGCACAAAAAAACAGCGUAAUGCGUUGUUAUCAACUGGCAUUACUAACAAUGGCUAACCUGGCUAGAGCUAAUGAAAACAAUGAAAAUCUGACCUGUAAAUGGGACGCAUUCAACUCUGCUGUGACAUCAUUCCCAGCUUCGGCUUCCUGAGUUCCGAGGUAAAUGGAACGCACUCUUAUUCGGUGAACGGCUAAUGUUGUCACGUACUCUAGUCCAGCUAUACACCACCAGAACCAGUGCAAGAGAGACAGUGCUGUGGAUGGGGGAAUUCAGAUAAAACAACCCCCCCCCCCCCAAUUUCCAACCAUUGAUAUAAUUUGUCCCGUCCCAGCUGUUAGCGACCCUGGUCGUGUGCAGUCGAUGGACGCGGGUUAACCCUUUCAAACCCAAAGUCAGCCGUGGUGGAGCCCUCUGUGUGAAAGGGGUGUGAGGGUGAAGAGUAAACUCUCCCUGUUGCAAUCUGCGAACUUCCUCCAGCGGACCAACAGGACCAAAGAUGAAGAGAAGGGUGGUAUUUGUAUGAUUUGCACAAUUUUAGUAUCUAUAUUUAAAGUGCAAUGACAGGAGCUACUCUUGUUGUAGAGAUUUGUGGUAAAAAAAAAAAAAGAGAAGAAAAACAUUCACAGAGGGAGAUGAUCACAACCGGUAACCCGAAUACUUUUUGACACUAAAGCUAUGAAAUAGGGUAUUUAUAUCACUUCAUUUAAAACCCUUGUAAUUUUAUUGAACAUUAAACAAGGUUGGGU
Perca flavescens (yellow perch) is the source of this 4364-nucleotide messenger RNA. RefSeq names its product C2 calcium dependent domain containing 2 (gene c2cd2). The coding region runs from base 772 to 2787 and encodes 671 amino acids. Lineage: Eukaryota; Metazoa; Chordata; Actinopteri; Perciformes; Percidae. The record is from RefSeq and is a predicted model, not a curated record. The transcript has 13 exons.